UUCAAGUGAAGAGUAAAGACGCUUUCUUUAGAUUCAGAUAUUUGCCAUCUUACCCACUUCGUGGAUCGGCCAGAAUGGAGUCUAUGMCAGCGUGAUACUUGAAAACUACGGCAUUUAUUUUUUUUGUGUGUAAUGAACUGUGGUUGGAUAUUUUUCUUUUUUAAUCGGGAACGGAGCCAUGGGAGCAGAAGGACAAAGCCGGGGAAUACGGUCUUGGUGGGUGGCUGUCGGUGUUUCUGUAAUCCUCGGCUGCACGCCGCUAAUUUCGGCACAGAUAAAAUACUCAAUUCCAGAGCAAGCGAAUKUGGGAUCUGUUGUUGGGAAUAUUGCAAAGGACCUUGGUGUGGACMUCUCUACGYUGGAKGAGAGACAGWUUCGYAUUGUUUCAGGAGCCGAUGAUGUUCAGUUUAAAGUAAAUCCAAACAAUGGCGCUCUGUAUGURCAUGAAACAAUCGACAGAGAGAGAAUCUGUGAGAGUAUUUCCCCAUGUAUGAUUAACCUGAAGAUAGUAGCAGAAMAUCCGAUGGAGAUCCACUAUGUUGCAGUUGAAAUUACYGACGUAAAUGAUAAUUCACCGAUCUUUCARGAGAAAGAAAAAAUAUUCGAAAUUUMUGAGUCAACUCCGCCAGGAAAACGUUUCCAGUUACCCACUGCUCACGAUCCAGAUGUUGCUCUAAAUACGGUGCGUGUUUACAAACUAACCCAUAACGAACAUUUCAGUUUGCAAAUUAGAGAAAGAGGAGAGGAUAAAAUCCCAUUUUUGGUUUUGCAAAAAUCUCUUGAUCGAGAGAAAAACAACCAGCACAAACUGAUUCUGACAGCGUUAGAUGGUGGAAAUCCCCCAAGAACAGGCACCGUCAAUGUUACAGUUGUUGUUCUCGAUUCAAACGAUAACCACCCAACAUUCAGUCAAGAAGUAUACACGGUAACAAUUUCUGAAAAUACAAAAGUUGAUAUGACUGUUAUUACAGUUAAUGCAACAGAUCUAGACGAAGGUGCAAACGGAGAAAUUGAAUACAUACUUGGUGGUGAACUUGAUCCAAAAAUAUAUGAAACCUUUAGUUUAGAUAAAGUCACAGGUGAAAUUAAAGUAAAAGGAGGAAUUGACUUUGAAGAAGUUGAUGUGUUUAAGUUAGAUGUUCAGGCAUCAGACAAAGGACAUCCUCCAAUGAGCAGUGACUGCAGGGUGAUCAUCAGAAUCCUUGAUGAAAAUGACAACAAACCUGAAAUAGAGGUCACAUCUCUUUCUAAACAGGUUUCAGAGAACUCCAAACCUGGUACUGUAGUUUCCUUAAUCAGUGUAAUAGACAAGGAUUCAGGUUUAAACGGUAAGGUCAUAUGUAGUCUUUCAGAUGGCCUGCCGUUUGAUUUAAAACCAUCGUUUCAGGAUAAUAUGUACUCUUUAGUUUUAAAACAACAUUUGGAUCGAGAGUCAGUUUCACAUUAUGACAUCAUCAUAACAGCUACUGACAGUGGUCAGCCUCCUCUAUCUACAUUUAAAACUCUCAGUAUUGAUGUGUCAGACAUAAAUGAUAACACACCAGAGUUUUUACAUAACCCUGUUGAACUGUAUUUAUCAGAAAACAACGUGCCUGGAAACGUAAUAUUUUCUGUUUCUGCUUCUGAUAAAGAUGUGGCUGAAAAUGCGGCUAUAAGUUAUCAUUUAGCUCGAGAUGUGGGAACACAGUCCAAAAUUAUUGCCUUUCUAAACGUUAAUUCAGAAAAUGGAGAAAUAGCUGCACUUAAAAGUUUCGACUUUGAAACUCUGAAAACUUUCCAGUUCCAAGUUGUUGCCACUGAUUCUGGGACUCCGUCACUCAGCAGCAACGUCACAGUGAACGUCAACAGCUACUGUGAUUGUUAA
Messenger RNA from Poecilia reticulata (guppy), 1864 nucleotides. Lineage: Eukaryota; Metazoa; Chordata; Actinopteri; Cyprinodontiformes; Poeciliidae. The record is from RefSeq and is a predicted model, not a curated record.